AUGGCGAGUUAUGUGACCAAUCCGGCACCUACAAAUCGUCCAGUUCGGGUCUACGCGGAUGGAGUGUAUGAUUUAUUACAUGUGGGUCAUAUGCGGCAGUUGGAACAGGCAAAGAAAUGUUUUCCGAAUGUGGUACUGAUAGUGGGGGUUGCUUCAGAUGAAGACACACACAAGUAUAAGGGGCGGACAGUACAGACUAUGCAAGAGCGUGUGGAGACGUUGGAGCAUAUAAAGUGGGUUGAUGAGAUUAUUGCGCCUUGUCCUUGGUUGUUAACGCCGGAGUUUUUGGAACAACACGCGAUCGAUUACGUUGCCCACGACGAUAUUCCCUACGAGUCCGUUAACAGUGAUGACAUCUAUGACUGGGUCAAGAAGGCAGGCAAAUUCAAGGCCACACAAAGAACAGAAGGUACAAGUACCACCGACAUUAUCGUACGUAUCCUACAAAACUAUGAGGACUAUAUCUAUCGAAGUCUGAGUCGCGGUGUCAGACCUGAGGAAUUGAAUAUUGGUACUCUCAAAGCGAAUCAAAUACAAAUGAAAAAGAAGGUUCAAAACUGGCAGAAAAAAGCUACUGAGAAUCUCACCAAAGUUACUCUCACAGAACGACCACUUGGAACCACCUUUGACGAACGGGUGGAUAAGGUCCGAGACCAAAUCUAUGAUCAGUAUCUUCAGUGGCGACAAACUUAUCAAUCGUUUGUCCACGGUUUUGCAAAGACCUUUGACCCGCGUAAUCACAGGGCCAGGAAUGGGAUGAUGUUGGAGCCGAAGCCAAGUGACACGCAGUUUCAGGAUUGCCAGGAAUUGACUGAUGAGGAAGAAGAACAGCGGCAAGACACAAGAAGAGACUAG
Messenger RNA from Gregarina niphandrodes, 855 nucleotides. RefSeq names its product cholinephosphate cytidylyltransferase. The record is from RefSeq and is a predicted model, not a curated record. The coding region runs from base 1 to 855 and encodes 284 amino acids. Gene Ontology annotation, biological process: CDP-choline pathway. The transcript is spliced from 2 exons. NCBI's taxonomy places the organism in Eukaryota, Apicomplexa, Conoidasida, Eugregarinorida, Gregarinidae. Gene Ontology annotation, molecular function: choline-phosphate cytidylyltransferase activity; phosphatidylcholine binding.